GCCAUGGCGGACGUCCUGAGCGUGCUGCGCCAGUACAACACGCAGAAGAAGGAGAUCGUGGUGAAAGGGGACGAAGUGAUCUUCGGCGAGUUCUCCUGGCCCAAGAAUGUCAAGACCAACUAUGUCAUCUGGGGGACCGGAAAAGAAGGCCAGCCAAGAGAGUACUACACUUUGGAUUCGAUCUUGUUUCUCUUGAAUAAUGUGCAUCUUUCACAUCCUGUUUAUGUCCGCCGUGCUGCAACAGAAAACAUUCCUGUAGUAAGAAGACCUGACAGAAAAGACCUUCUUGCAUACCUAAAUGGGGAAAACUCAACAUCAUCAAGUAUUGACAGAAGUGCACCACUUGAAAUAGGCCUUCAGCGAUCUACUCAAGUUAAAAGAGCAGCUGAUGAAAUAUUAGCAGAAGCAAAGAAACCUAGAAUAGAGGAUGAAGAGUGUGUGCGGCUUGACAAAGAGCGGCUUGCAGCCCGUUUGGAAGGGCACAAGGAAGGCAUUGUGCAGACAGAACAAAUCAGAUCCUUAUCUGAAGCUAUGUCUGUGGAAAAGAUUGCUGCAAUCAAAGCCAAAAUCAUGGCCAAGAAAAGGUCUACGAUUAAGACUGAUUUGGAUGAUGACAUAACUGCUCUUAAACAGCGAAGUUUUGUUGAUGCAGAGGUUGAUGUAACAAGAGAUAUUGUCAGCAGAGAAAGGGUGUGGAGAACAAGAACUACCAUCUUGCAAAGUACCGGCAAAAACUUUGCCAAGAACAUAUUUGCAAUCCUUCAGUCAGUCAAAGCUAGAGAAGAGGGCCGUGCACCUGAACAAAGACCAGCACCGAAUACAGCACCUGUGGAUCCCACUUUAAGGAACAAACAACCUAUUCCAGCUGCAUACAACAGAUACGAUCAAGAAAGGUUUAAAGGGAAAGAAGAAACGGAAGGUUUCAAGAUUGACACAAUGGGCACCUAUCACGGAAUGACUUUGAAGUCUGUGACGGAGGGAGCUUCGGCACGGAAGACUCAAACUCCAGCAGCACAACCUGUACCAAGGCCAGUCUCACAAGCAAGACCACCUCCAAACCAGAAAAAGGGAUCUCGAACACCCAUAAUCAUUAUUCCAGCAGCUACCACCUCUUUAAUAACUAUGCUUAAUGCAAAAGAUCUUCUGCAGGAUCUGAAGUUUGUGCCAUCUGAUGAGAAGAAAAAGCAAGGCUGUCAGCGAGAAAAUGAGACCUUAAUACAGAGAAGGAAAGACCAAAUGCAGCCUGGUGGAACUACAGUCAGUGUUACAGUACCGUAUCGUGUGGUUGAUCAGCCUCUAAAGCUUUUGCCUCAAGAUUGGGAUCGUGUUGUAGCUGUGUUUGUUCAGGGUCCUGCUUGGCAAUUCAAGGGCUGGCCAUGGUUGCUUCCUGAUGGAUCACCUGUUGAUAUUUUUGCAAAAAUUAAAGCUUUCCAUCUUAAAUACGAUGAAGUUCGCCUAGAUCCAAAUGUCCAGAAAUGGGAUGUAACACUGUUAGAGCUCAGUUAUCACAAACGGCACUUGGACAGACCAGUAUUCCUGCGUUUCUGGGAAACAUUGGACAGGUACAUGGUGAAGCACAAAUCUCAUUUGAGAUUCUGAAUUCUUGAGUGCCAUUUUGUUUUCGCAAACUUUGGACGGAGGACUUUGAAAACUAUUUUGGUCUAAGAGGAAGAGUCUCCCAAUUCAUGUGUGUCAGGAACAUUAUACAGAUAAAGAAGGGAGUCAUGAUUCAAUCUUGUUGGAUCACCAUCUUGCAAUGACUGACCGAAAAGCCGUUGUUGUUACAAGCAAAGGAUUUUGCUUAGAACUAUUUUUAAUAACAUAAGCCUUCUAGCCUGCAAUUCAAAUUGUAUAUUUUGAUAGCAGCCAUUUCUUCCCUGUUUUGUUAAAUUAGAAACAUUUUUACAAUAACAUUUUUGUUCUUCAAUAGAAUCUAGGCUGGUUUCAUGGAAGGUCAUGAAUGUGUGUGUGUAUGUAUAUAGAGAUAGAUGUUCUAUGCCACAUCUCUUCUGAGCAUAGUUCUUGGUUCUUUGCUUUAUUGUUUCACUUGUGGGGGGACACCUUUAUUUUGGUUUCUGUUAUCUUCCAGUCUGAAGAACUCUAAGAACUAAGCAAAGUGAAGACUACUUUAGAUGAAUCAAAUUGUUAGGCUGUAUAUGUACUGUAUAUUCUUUCAGUCUUUUGAAAAGGGAUGAGGGGGGGUGAUCCAAAAUUGCUUCUUCUUUUAGGAUGAUAGUUUAUCAACACUGUUAAAAAGAGCCAUUAUGAAUAGGUUUGAAGUAUAACAUGCUCUGUGCUAAUGGUUUAAUUUAAAAUUGUGUGUGCAUAUGACCCCACAUUGAAGAUUGUAUAGAACUCUCUAUACAGAAGAAUAUCAUCUGAAUUUUCAAAGUCAGAAUUGACGGAAUGCAAUUGUACAAUUGCUUCUUCUAAUCCCAAUAGGUAUAGAUCUUUCUUUCUUUUUUGAGUUUGUGAUUGUGUUCUUAUAUUAUCUUGGCAGUUAAGAGGACCAGAGGUAAUAUGGGAAGAGAGGUGCAUUUUCUUCCUUGACCCUCAAACCAAGUCAACAUUAGUCCAGAUUUCUGUGUUUAAUCUUAAUAGAGGGAGGACAUGCAACAUGGGAACUCUUUCUUUGGAUGCUACAGAAAGGAUUAGUAUCCAACACUACCAAGGUAACGUAAGAACUCAAUCCCAGGUGUACAGGAAACCCAAACUCACUCAAAUUCCAGUUAUGACUGGUUAGGUCUGUUUUUUGGCAUUCCCAUCGGAUAGGAAGUUUUUGGCACCAAAGAACAUAUUUACUUGACAGGGAAUGAGCAUAAGAGAGACAGGAAAAUGCUGGUGUUUCUGUGAGUUUGUCUUUUUAUACUGUUGCAGCUAUAUGCUGUGUAUCAUUGUGUAAACAAAAUGACUUUAAAAUGUUCACUUUGUUAAUUGAUUUUUUUGAGAUAAAGAAAGUGCUUAUUUCUGUUUCAAAUCCAGAACCAUGUUUUUAUGCUGAGCAUCUGAGCUCUUACAGAAGUAAAAUAUUCCACAUAGUCUUCCUUAGUUCUGCUUUUAUUUCUUAUCUACCCGAUUCUUUGUGUAACAUUGGCUAAUGAAAUAUGAAGGCUUUUCUUACUCUCUCCCUCUUACGAUGCUAUUGAGGUUUAAAUAAUUUUCAGGAUACUUCAGAUUCUUUUCAUAUUCAUUUCUAAUAUAUAUGGCGACUGUGAUUUCUAUUUUGUUGUAGCUAGUGCAAGAAUCAAUUUUUCAGCCUUUGAGUGCUUUUCUUUUUUAACGUGAUGUUAAAAAUUCACAAUGGUAGUAUUUUUUGAAAGAAUAUUACAGUACGCCUAGAUAAAUGAAUUAAAUCAGGAAUGGAAUGUGUUUUUAAAAUAAAAGGGGUUUCAGAUAUCUCUCUUCACA
Molecule: messenger RNA, 3408 nt
Organism: Anolis carolinensis (green anole)
Lineage: Eukaryota; Metazoa; Chordata; Lepidosauria; Squamata; Anolidae
Gene: cdc73
Product: cell division cycle 73
Exons: 17
Coding region: 4-1599 (531 amino acids)
Biological process (GO): positive regulation of transcription elongation by RNA polymerase II; transcription elongation by RNA polymerase II
Cellular component (GO): Cdc73/Paf1 complex
Molecular function (GO): RNA polymerase II complex binding
Source: RefSeq, a predicted model, not a curated record